AUGGUCUCGCCUGCGGAAGAAACUCCAAUUGCGCUGGUGCUGUCUCAAAUUCCGGCUUUGGAGCCUCCGCCAGGGGAGACCCCCAACUUCAUUGAUCCCACGUCGCGAGCGCAGCUUGCGAGAAUAGUGAUAAGCGUGACUUUACCACUCAUGCUGCUUUUCCUGGCGGCUCGGACCUACACUCGUGUCAAAAUAUUUCACGCUCUUGGCGCAGACGACUAUCUCUGCAUUGUCGCUGCUGCCUCUGUUGUCGCGUACUCUGGCGUGACAUUGACACUCCUUGGUCAUCCUCUUGGGCCGCAUCAGUGGGAUGUUCCCCUCAGCCAGUUCAAUGCCGAAUUCCUCAAGGGCACACUUACGUCGAUAUGCCUCUACGCGAUCAGCUCCCUGUUUGUCAAGUCGGCGCUACUCGUACUUUAUCUUCGCAUUUUCCGUCCCGUCGAGCGGGCGACCAAGAUGAUAUGGGCAGGGAUCAUCAUCAUAGUGCUCUUCUACGUGAUUACGAUUGUGUUGAACAUCAUCGACUGCGUACCGAUCGACCGGACCACGCCCGUCCCUGAUGCCGAAGAGUGGGAGGCAAAACUGAAAGAAAGCCACUGCUCCCAGCCCGUUUACAAUCUCUCCGCCGCGCAAGGAGUCUUCAGCGUCAUAUCAGAUUUCUAUGUACUACUCAUACCCAUGAGCUUGGUCCUAAAAGUACGGCUUCCGCUAAGCCGUAAAUUUGGCAUCGCAAGCAUCUUUCUCACCGGCCUUUUGGCUUGCGCAUUAUCGGCAACGAGCACGGUGUUCCGGUUCAAGCAAUUGAACUCGUAUGACUUCACGUGGGAUUCGAUCCCCAUUUACACAUUGCGUGCGGCGGAGCUCAACAUCGGCAUCAUAUGCAGCUGCUUGCCCGUAGUCUUUGUUUUGCUGAAGAGGGUCAUUCAUUCAGACCACUUUGGAUUUCUGAGGCGACGCAUCACGCCGGGUCUCCAACGUGGGACACAAUCACCAAGCAACCCUGUUACCAGCCAGAUGAACGAAUAUCGAUUCGCCAAUGGCAUCCCAAGAGGGGAGUUGCCAGUCCGUCCUAGACCGGUCGCAACGCAUCUCCGAUCCUUCGUCCGGUCAAUACAUAGCUCGAACCCCAGACACACGAGCCAGGCGUCGAAUUAUGCAGAGAUUGCCUCGAUUGACAAUGGAUCUUCUACGGAGCCUCGCAGGGGCUAA
Anthostomella pinea is the source of this 1209-nucleotide messenger RNA. Lineage: Eukaryota; Fungi; Ascomycota; Sordariomycetes; Xylariales; Xylariaceae. The record is from the annotation of a GenBank genome assembly.